Molecule: messenger RNA, 993 nt
Organism: Aureobasidium vineae
Lineage: Eukaryota; Fungi; Ascomycota; Dothideomycetes; Dothideales; Saccotheciaceae
Source: the annotation of a GenBank genome assembly
AUGAACACACUGCUGUCGCAGAUUGACCUGAUUGUCGAGUGCCGUGACUACAGAGUACCACUAACCUCUCGUAACCCUUUGUUCGAACAGAGUUUGGCAGGCCGUGAGCGCAUCAUCAUCUACACCAAGCGCGACUUGGGUAGCACCAACAAGCCCGUAGACAGGGAGGUGAGUCCAUGUGUCGCAUUCCACUCGGCGUCUUCUGACAUGGCGAAACAGAGAGAGAACAUCAUUCGCAAAUGGCACAAACCCUCCGAAGUUCUGUUCUCCGAUCACAAAGACAAGAAAGACAUCCGCAAAGUUCUGGAUUUCGCCCGCCGGUACUUCGAGAACAGCACCUCUCUGACUGGAUCGCGCAUCAUGGUUGUAGGAAUGCCCAACGUUGGAAAGUCAUCGCUGCUCAACGCACUACGGAAAGAAGGAGUUGGAAAAGGCAAGGCUGCACAUACGGGCGCCCAGCCAGGCGUAACACGCAAAAUCUCAACAAGCGUCAAGAUCAUCGACAGUACCGAAGACGGCGAGGGCGUCUACCUGCUCGAUACUCCAGGUGUCUUCAUACCCUACGUCCCAGAUGCCGAAGCAAUGCUGAAACUUGCCCUAUGCGGCAACGUCAAAGACACCAUCAUUCCGCCUGCCACUCUUGCCGACUACCUCCUUUACCGCGUCAACCUCAUCGACCCCAAGCUCUACAAAGAAUACUGCACGCCCACCAACGACAUUAUCGAAUUACUCAAUGCCAUCGCCAAUAAGACUGGCCGCUUGCAGAAGGGUGGUGAGCCAGAUACUGAGGCCACCGCUCUCUGGAUGAUUCAACGCUGGAGAAACGGUCUAUGGGGCCGCUUCCUCCUCGACGAAGUUACCGAAGACGGCUUGCAAANNAAGAGAAUCAUGGAAGAAUCGAGCAUGGGCGGCAGUAUGAACCAGGCACGACGAGCCGACAAGGAGGCUCGCAAAAUGCGCAACAUCAAGAGGCAUGCCGGAACCAGUGAGUGA